Molecule: messenger RNA, 1238 nt
Organism: Rubroshorea leprosula
Lineage: Eukaryota; Viridiplantae; Streptophyta; Magnoliopsida; Malvales; Dipterocarpaceae
Source: the annotation of a GenBank genome assembly
ACGGCGUUUAUUACAGAAACGCUGCACUUUUGGUUUUCAAUUUCUAACGUUUUAAUUAAAACGCUAUAUUUAUCCAAAGAAAAGAGCGAACCUCACGAUGAUUUCAUUUUCCCCGGCCAUUCCAUUUCUCAGCAAAAAUCUUCCUUCCUCAAAUUUUACACCUCCACUCUUCAAAUCUGAUCCUUUAUUCCGUCAAAAUUUGUCCUCCCAAGCUUUCCUACUCAUAUUACUUAGUUCUCAAAAUUUCUCUAAUUAGUUCGAUCCUGGUUUCUCUGAUUUUGAAGCAAAAGCUUGAAUCGAUCCUUGUGCUUCUACUUUGAAUCGAUCCUUGUGCUUCUACUUUGAAUCGAUCCUUUCCAGUUAGUUUCUCCAAUUUCAGGGUUUUAAGCUUCUAAGUGGUUAGGGCUUUGAUUUCGCGAUCUACAGUAGCGUAUUCAAAUCCUUGUGUAACCAAUUAAGGAUCUCCUUUAUUGAUCCUUUUCAUUAUUUUUUGAGACUUUGUGCUGCAAUUUUUGUUACUUACUUGAUUAUUUGCUUCAUUUGAUUUUUUGGUAUGUUUAAUUGGUUUUUUAGGUUUUGGAGUUUAAGAGAUGGAAGGAAAGCUAGGAACUUGAAUCUUUAUAUAGUUGUUUGUGUUUUUCUACAGGAGUUUGGGGGAUGCAGCAACAGUAAGGGAUUCUCAUUGUUCAUAGGAUUCUUUGGUAUGUUUAAUUAAGUUACAAAGUGUCCUUUUAUUUUCAUUUCUCUACAACAUGUUCUUUGGAUUGGUUGAAUUCUAAAAGUUUAUUGUUUAGCUAUUUGAUUUUCAUUGGGAUUUCUGGUUUUUUUUUUCUUUAUCGCCACACUAACUUAGUUUUCUGUGAAAGUUAGUUGAACACUUGAUAUGUUUGUUUUGCUCCAUGUAUAAUUCAGAAGAAAGUAAACUUCGUUGAGAUCAGUAAGUAUAAUCUUUUUGAGUCAUUAAAUCAAGUGGUUAAAUUAUGGGUUAAAUUUUGUCAUGAAAGAAAAGAAUUGAUGUAUUCUUGAACCCUUUAUGUUGCAAGGUUGGUGAUCUCAUGCAUAAUUGGUAGAUGGAUGGUGAGGGGUAAAUAUUGUUGAAGCUCUAUUAGCAACAAACUUCUUAUUGGUUGCCAUUUCAAGGAUAUUCAUCAUUGAUCUGUUUGAUGUGAAUCAAUAUUUAGUAGUUGUCUGUAGAGAAAGAAUGCUGAGUAUGGAAUCCAUAAAUAGGCAAUUAGGAG